ACAAGGAAACCAAAAAAAAUGUGUUCCAUUAAUGCUGAAAAUUCAGACAAACCUCAUGCAGUUUGCUUACCAUACCCUGCUCAAGGCCACAUUAGCCCAAUGCUAAAAUUGGCCAAAAUCCUCAAUCACAAAGGCUUUCAUAUCACCUUUGUCAACACUGAACACAACCAUAAGCGUCUCCUUAAGUCUCGAGGCCCCCAUAGCCUCAAUGGUUUGCCAUCUUUUCGAUUCGAGACCAUUCCUGAUGGCCUCCCACCAUGCGACCCUGAUGCCACUCAAGACAUUUCUUCUCUUUGUAAAUCUACAACCACUACAUGUUUAGGUCCUUUCAAAGAGUUACUUGCAAAGCUCAAAAAUACUAACGUACCACGUGUAUCGUGCAUCGUGUCUGAUGGUUCAAUGAGCUUCACUCUCUCUGCUGCUCAAGAUUUGGGUAUUCCUCAAGUUCUCUUUUGGACUCCAAGUGCUUGUGGUUUAUUAUGUUACAUGUAUUACCGCGAUCUUGUUGAGAAAGGAUACACUCCACUUAAAGAUGAAAGUUACUUGACAAAUGGAUAUUUGGAUACAAGUUUGGAUUGGAUACCAGGCAUGAAAGGAGUACGUUUGAGGGAUCUUCCAAGUUUCCUAAGAACUACAAAUCCCGAAGAAUACAUGAUCAAGCUCAUCAUCCAAGAGACAGAGAGAUCAAAAAAUGCUUCUGCUAUCAUUAUCAAUACAUUCGAGACAUUGGAGGGAGAAGUUGUUGAAUCACUUCAAAAACUUCUUCCUCCAAUCUACGUCGUUGGUCCCUUGAAUCUUCUUAUGGAACAUGUUGUCGAUGAAAAGAACUUGGAGGGCUUGGGAUUGAAUCUAUGGAAAGAAGAAACCAAGUGUCUAGACUGGCUUGAUUCCAAGAAACCAAAUUCUGUUGUUUACGUUAAUUUUGGGAGCAUCACUGUCAUGACCGCGAACCAACUUAUUGAAUUUGCUUGGGGACUUGCCAAUAGUCAGAUGGAAUUUUUAUGGAUCAUAAGACCUGAUAUUGUAUCAGGGGAAAAAGAAAUUCUUCCAUCUGAAUUCGUGGAAGAAACUAAAGAAAGAGGGAUGUUAACAAGUUGGUGCCCGCAAGAACAAGUCCUUAGCCACCCUGCUAUUGGAGGGUUCUUGACUCACAGUGGAUGGAAUUCGACCCUUGAAAGUAUCGGCAAUGGUGUGCCAAUGAUCUGCUGGCCGUUUUUCGCAGAACAACAGACUAAUUGUUGGUUCAAAUGCACUCAAUGGGGAAUUGGAAUGGAAAUUGACAAUAAUGUGAAAAGGGAUGAAGUUGAAAGUCUUGUGAGAGAGUUAAUGGUUGGUGAGAAAGGCAAAGAUAUGAAGAAAAAGGCAAUGGAAUGGAAGAAAUUGGCUGAAGAAGCUGCUGCAAAAACAACAGGAUCAUCUUAUGUGAACAUAGACAAAUUGAUCAACCAAAUUCUACUCUCCGAAACCACUAGGCAAAAGUAUUACUAA
Solanum stenotomum is the source of this 1488-nucleotide messenger RNA. Its product is annotated as 7-deoxyloganetin glucosyltransferase-like. Gene Ontology annotation, molecular function: UDP-glycosyltransferase activity. Lineage: Eukaryota; Viridiplantae; Streptophyta; Magnoliopsida; Solanales; Solanaceae. The transcript is spliced from 2 exons. Bases 19 to 1488 code for a protein of 489 amino acids. The record is from RefSeq and is a predicted model, not a curated record.